Molecule: messenger RNA, 1829 nt
Organism: Salvia hispanica
Lineage: Eukaryota; Viridiplantae; Streptophyta; Magnoliopsida; Lamiales; Lamiaceae
Molecular function (GO): protein binding
Source: RefSeq, a predicted model, not a curated record
CACUCAAAAAAUCCCAUCGCUUUUACAUCAGCCUUCCCUUUUCCGUCAACAAAAACUUUGUUUUUUCUUUGCUAAGGUUUUGAUUUUCAGGCAAUGCGAUGGGGAAAAAUGUUGGUGUCCUGCUUUUCACUCUUGUUCUCCUCUUCGCCGGCGUUUCUGCUGCUUCUUCGCCUGCUAGAAUUCUUAAUGGAGUUUUGUCCAACACAUUUUCGAAGUGGAUUCUAUCGCUCAAGGCCACAACUAAAACUGCUGUUUCGGGACGUCCGAUGAUGAAAUUCGAGGGCGGCUACCAUGUGGAGACGGUUUUUGACGGCAGCAAGCUUGGAAUUGAGCCCUACACGCUUCAAGUCUUGCCAGAUGGCGACCUCCUUAUUUUGGAUUCAGCCAAUAGUAAUCUCUACAAGAUCGCUUCAUCCUUGUCAUUGUAUAGCAGGCCAAGGCUGGUUUCAGGGUCGGGAGAUGGCUACUACGGACAUGUGGAUGGGAGACUGAGGGAAUCAAGAAUGAAUCAUCCCAAGGGGCUUACCGUUGAUGACAAAGGAAAUAUUUACAUUGCUGACACGGACAAUAUGGCCAUCCGGAAGAUAAGUGAUACAGGGGUCACAACAAUUGCAGGGGGCAAACGGGUUCGUGGAGGUGGACAUGUGGAUGGAGCAAGUGAGGAUGCAAAGUUUUCAAAUGAUUUUGAUGUGGUGUAUCUUGGAAGCAGCUGCUCCCUCCUUGUAAUAGAUCGUGGAAACAAGGCAAUUAGGGAGAUUCAGCUCAAUUUUGAUGAUUGUGCUUAUCAGUAUGGAAGUGGCUUCCCCUUGGGCAUUGCAGUUCUUGUAGCAGCUGGCUUCUUUGGUUACAUGCUGGCUUUGCUUCAACACAGGGUUGGUUUGAUCGUAUCUUCUGAAAAUAAUCGGGAAGCCAUGAAUGGGAGGUUAUCCGAACGUCAUUAUCAGAAGCCAUUAAAAUCGACGAUGAGGCCACCACUGAUUCAAUCUGAAGAUGAGCAAGAAAGGCAAGAAGAAAGUUUUCUGGGGUCUUUGGGGAGGCUUGUGGCACAAACUGGGGAAUCUGCUGCUGAUAUUCUGGGAGGAGUAUUUCCCAUGUUCAAGAAGAAAAAGCCAAACCCUCAAUAUCAGACGCAGCAUCCGUACCAACAGCAGCUCAAGUACUCAAAUGCUUGGCCCGUGCAGGAGAGCUAUGUUAUACCACAUGAAGACGAGCCUCCAUUUAUUGAAACCAGAGCUCCUACUCCUAAGAAGACGUAUGCCUUCAUGACGAAUGACUCUGAGAAAAUGCAGCAGCUUAGGCAAAGCCGCGCCUUCUAUUCUGGCUGGGAAGGUGACCUUCAGAAGCAGCAGCAGCAGCAGCAAACAAAGAAACAGCAUCAUCAUCAUCAUCAUCAGUAUCACGCACCACCUGCUCAGACCCACUACGAGCAAAGCCCUGAGACGACUAAUGAGAUAGUUUUUGGAGCAGUACAAGAGCAAGAUAGAAGGAGAGAAACUAUGGUGAUCAAGCCCCUAGAUCAUGGUGUUCCUCUCUACGAUCAUCAGAACAUUCGGUCUCGACUCGGGCGUUGAUCAGUAUGCAUACAGAGCUACUGAUUUGGUUUGAUCAAUAUAUUCAAUUGAGGAGUAUGGGGUAUAGCUGGAUGCCAGAUUACAGUAUAAGUACAUCUUUGAGAGUGGAAUAUGUUAUUCAAGUAGAAUAGUGCAAAGUUUGCUAUUUCUCUUUAAAAUACAACUUCAACAGCCCUGUGAAAAUGGGUGGAAGUUGUUCAAAUUUUCUUGUCAGUAACUAAAUAUAUACUUUAUUUAUUGAAUUAUGCAGCUACCACA